Messenger RNA from Leopardus geoffroyi (Geoffroy's cat), 1799 nucleotides. RefSeq names its product potassium calcium-activated channel subfamily M regulatory beta subunit 4 (gene KCNMB4). Lineage: Eukaryota; Metazoa; Chordata; Mammalia; Carnivora; Felidae. Gene Ontology annotation, cellular component: membrane; voltage-gated potassium channel complex. Gene Ontology annotation, molecular function: calcium-activated potassium channel activity; potassium channel regulator activity. Gene Ontology annotation, biological process: potassium ion transport; detection of calcium ion. Bases 808 to 1440 code for a protein of 210 amino acids. The transcript is spliced from 3 exons. The record is from RefSeq and is a predicted model, not a curated record.
GCCGCCUGGCCGCUGGCUCGCUCUCCCUGCUGGCUGACCAAUCCCCGUUCGGAGUUCAAGAUUCCCGCCGCUCCACUCGCACUACGCCCUCGCUCCCUGUUUUCCGUUUCUGUUUUUAACUUUCACUCGGGUGAAGCUCGAUCGAUCCUCAGCUUUCAUCUCAGACGUCCCUCCAAGGGGGAUUUAAAGAGGAUCUCAAGCGCCCGCCGCCGCCCCCCACCGCGGUGCUCGUCCCCCUCGCCCACCGGAGACGCCCCCGCGGCGGGCGGGGCGGGAAGGCCCCGGUCGGCGGCGGGUGGGGCCGGGCGGAGCCGCCUCCCGCUCGGGGGAGCCCCGGGGCUCGGCCCAGCCCAGCCGCGCCUGCCCUCGGGGCAGCUGCCCGGAGAGCCGGCGGGGCGGUGGCCAGCAGGCGAUGGAGACGGGGAGACACCGGGCGAGAGGAGGCGGGGUGGGGGAGGCGGGGAGAGCGCGGGGGCGGAGGCUGGCAGGGGGCGCUGGAGGCAGGAGCCGCCCGUGCGCUCCUCGCGCCCGAGGGUGCAGGAGGCUCUGAAGCAGCGGUCGCACCGCGAGCCUCCGGGGCCCGGCUGGCGGCGGGGCUGGGGGGGGUGGGGCGGGGGGCGCUGCCGCCGCCGGGGGCGUCGCCGGCCUCGGCCCCUUUGUUCUCGCGCGCUCCCCCUCGCCGCCCACUCCCCUGCUGUCGCGCGGCGGCGGCGGCGGCGGCGGCUCCUCCCGCCCGAGGCAGUCGGGCUGGGCGCCGGGGGCGGGAGGGGGCGGGGGGAGCGCGCCAGCCGCCGGGAGUGGGGGGCGAUGGCGAAGCUCCGGGUGGCUUACGAGUACACGGAAGCCGAGGACAAGAGCAUCCGGCUCGGCUUGUUUCUCAUCAUCUCUGGCGUCGUGUCGCUCUUUAUCUUCGGCUUCUGCUGGCUCAGUCCCGCGCUGCAGGAUCUGCAAGCCACGGCGGCCAACUGCACGGUGCUGUCGGUGCAGCAGAUCGGUGAGGUCUUUGAGUGCACCUUCACCUGUGGCGCCGACUGCAGGGGCACCUCGCAGUACCCCUGCGUCCAGGUCUACGUGAACAACUCCGAGUCCAACUCCAGGGCGCUGCUGCACAGCGACGAGCACCAGCUCCUGACCAACCCCAAGUGCUCCUAUAUUCCUCCCUGUAAGAGAGAAAAUCAGAAGAACUUGGAAAGUGUCAUGAAUUGGCAACAGUACUGGAAAGAUGAGAUUGGUUCCCAGCCAUUUACUUGCUAUUUUAAUCAAUUUCAAAGACCAGAUGAUGUGCUCCUUCAUCGCACGCAUGAUGAGAUUGUCCUCCUGCAUUGCUUUCUCUGGCCCCUGGUGACAUUUGUGGUGGGCGUUCUCAUUGUGGUCCUGACCAUCUGUGCCAAGAGCCUGGCAGUCAAAGCAGAAGCCAUGAAGAAGCGCAAGUUCUCUUAAAGGGGAGUAGGCUUGUGGCAAGCAAAGCACAGAAACUGCGCUCAUCGGCACACGUCUACCUGCGGAGGCUGUUUCCUGGUGCAGGAGAUGGAAGGGGCUACGAGAGGUCUCUGAGAGGCUCCUCCCUCAAUGGCAGCAGAGACCGGCACAACUGGAAGACUUGGAACCUCAUAGAUUGUAUGCCAUGUGUCAUAGCGAUGGCUGAAGGGUCAAGCUCUUAACCGUAUGGAGUAACCAUUUCAGAAAAUCCUAUAAGAAGUUAAUUUUCUUUGGAAAGUAACAGUAUAUAAUUGUACAGUGUAGUAUACAAAGCAUUAUGAUUUCUGCUACUUAAAAACAUUAAAAGAGAGUGGUCUGUG